Marmota monax (woodchuck) is the source of this 4797-nucleotide messenger RNA. Its product is annotated as cytochrome c oxidase subunit 7A-related protein, mitochondrial-like. Bases 4229 to 4579 code for a protein of 116 amino acids. The transcript is spliced from 2 exons. The record is from RefSeq and is a predicted model, not a curated record. NCBI's taxonomy places the organism in Eukaryota, Metazoa, Chordata, Mammalia, Rodentia, Sciuridae. Gene Ontology annotation, biological process: mitochondrial electron transport, cytochrome c to oxygen; mitochondrial respirasome assembly; regulation of oxidative phosphorylation.
AGGUCCGAGGAACACCUCGAAGUGACCCUAGACCCGGAAAAGGCCCCUGAGGAGUCCUAGCCAGUUUCAUUUUCAGUUUAGGUAGCAAUCCCUUCGGCUGGGCCUGGUGGGGUGGGGUUAAGUGGGCAGGACUGACUGACGGGCGGGCCGGGCUCUCAAGACCUUCAGAGAAUGUCAGGCUGUGCUCUUUGAUCUGUCGCGCGCCUCUUCCGCGGUUAUGAUCAGGACGCCUAGGAUGGCAUGGAUUACAUCGCCCUGAGCUUCUGGGUUGCAGCAGACACCCCUGCUCAAACCACCUGGCCCAAGUGGGAAGCGGCAGAUGUGGCCAAACGCGCAAGACCCCGUGUGUGGAGUGGCACAACAGAAAAUGUGGGAAGAACAUGCUGCAAUGAGCAGACUCCCCCACAAAGACACAGGUGACUCACCACCCUACCCAUGAAGGAGAUGUCACCCUGAGGUCCUGGGCCCUGGUCUUCUACCCUAAAGAGAUCACCCUGAUCUGGCAGCGGGAUGGGGAGGACAAACUCAGGACAUGGAGCUUGUGGAGACCAGGCCUGCAGGGGAUGAAAAGUUUCAGAAGUGGGCAGCUGUGGUAAAGCCUUCUGGAGAGGAGAACAGAUACAUGUGCCUUGUGCAUCAUGAGCCCCUCACCCUGAGAUGGAGUAAGUAAGGGGAUGAGGGUGCUGGGCUGUUGAGAGCCACAGCCCAAGCGGCCCCAGCAAACUUCCAGCUGAUUGGCUCACCGUGGCCCUAGCAAACUUCCAGCUGCCAGCUGAUAGGCUCCUCUGCGGUGAUGCUCGUUGGUGUAGUUACACCUGAUCAAACUUUUACAUUUUGAGUACCCAAAUAAUCAGCUCAAAAGGUAGAGCUUAAUGCAGUAUUACAAGCUUUUGUGAUGUUUAAAGAUUCUGUAUUUAAUUUAUUUUCCGAUAGUCAGUAUAUAGUUAAUGCUAUAGUAUCCCUUGAAGCUGCUGGUAGGAUUUCCCCUUCCUCUACUGUUUUCUCUUUGUUUUCCACUAUACAAAGUCUAAUCUGGGACAGAAAAGAUCCAUUCUUUAUAAGACAUAUCAGGGCACAUACAGGAUUGCCUGGAGCCCUUAGUUUGGGCAAUGAUUUAGCAGAUAAAACUACACAUGACAUACAUAUUUUCUCUACACUAGAAGAAGCUACAAUUGUGAACAAACAGGACAUUUUAAAAGGAAUUGCCCCAUAGGAGGAGGAUUUAACAAAACUAGGUAUCAAAGGAGUAGAAUACCAGGUAUUUGCCCACGAUGCCAUAGAGGGAGACAUUGGGCUAAUGAAUGCCGCAGUCUGGCUGGGCAUAAUUCAGGAGCCACUUAUCAAGCAGAAACAAACUUUAUUUUUAGAACACACCCUGCACCACAGGAGCUCUUCAGGAAUUCCCUCAGAGCCCAACUGCUACCACCAGCUUACAGCAAGCCUCUCAAACCCCCACUCCUCCUGCUCUUGAGGCUGAUUGGCUGGGUCGCGUGGGCAGAGCCAAGAGUGCCCCAAUGAGCAGCUCCAUGGUCUGAAAGGGCGGGGAAACAGCUCAAUGAGCGUCACCCCAGAGGAGCCAAUCAGCUGGCAGCUGGAAGUUUGCUGGGGCCAAGGUGAGCCAAUCAGCUGGAAGUUUGAUGGGGCCCCUGGCUGUGGCUCUCAAUAUUGGGCCUGUUGUCAGGAAACCAGGAGCUGUUCUGUAGUUUCUCAGCAGGGUCAGGACUGAGAAGUGGGGAUCAGGGCACCACAUCUUCUCUUCCAGUCUCUUACCUUCCUAAAGCCACAUCCUCAGCCCACCAUCUUCAUCAUGGGAAUUGUUGGCCUGGUUUUUCUUGGAGCUAUGGUCAUUGGAGCUGUGGUAACUAUCAAGAUGUGGAAGAAGAGCUCAGGUAGGGAAGUUUAUGGUCUGAGUCCUUGUUCCACUGGGAGGUUAAUGGGAAGUAGAAUCCACACACCCAUGCUUUCCCAGCCUGGAGCCCUAUUUGCUGAUAUUCUGUUAUAAAGCACAUGGAAAAUAAAGGACAGAUUUAUCACCCUGAUGAUGUGGUGAUAGAGGUCAGAGGAGAAGUUCCCUGAUGAGGACAGACUUCCAGGAAGGCAUUUGAUCUUCUCCCUGAAUGUCUCCUUUCUUCAUGUCUUCUGAUCCUUCCCUAGGUCUAUAGUCAUACCUUUGGAAAUUUCUCUGGGGUGGGGUCCAGAAUUAGAAGAUUCCUCUAGUUCUGGCCCUUCCUUCUCACAGGAUGUUUUCUUCUCACAGGUAGAAAAGGAGGGAGCUACUCUAAGGCCACCUGUAAGUAUGGAGAAGGGUGAUCCCUGAGACACUUGGAAGAGUAAAGGGGAGCUAAUGUGGGAGCUCAAGCACCCCAUAAUUCCUCCUGUAGCCACAUCUCCUAUUGACUCUGACCAAGUCCUGUUUUAUCCUACUCCAGACAGGCACAGUGCCCAGCAUUCUGACAAAUCCCUCUCAGCUUGUAAAGGUGAGAUCCUGGAAGGCCUGAAGUGAGGAGUGAGGGACUCAGGAUUUAAACACGUUGAAUGUUGGGGGUGGGAGGAUGUUCAAAGUACUCGCCACUUACAAUGACUAAUCUGAAUUUGUUCAUGAUUAUUUUCUUUAAUAGUGUGAGACAGUCACCUUGUGUGAUUUGUUCAGGUCUCCCCACCAUCUCUACUGGGAGAGAUGGCACCUGGCUUCUCUUUCUCAAUUGACAUCAGACUGUGUCCGUAAGUCUGUGUUCCUAUAAGCAUAGUGUGAAGAAAUGGGGAGACCAGCCCAUUCUUGAACACUGAGACCCCUUUUCACACUGACAUAUGGUCUCUUCCUUAUCAACCUUCCUGUUCCAGCAAAAACAGGGCUGGGAUGUCUCCAUCCCUGUCUUAACUUUAUGCUACACUGAGCUUCAACUUCUUACUUCCCUAUAAAAACAAGAAUCUGGUUAUGGAUUUAUAUUUCAAAUUCUUGCUAACAUAUGUUAUUACUGAGUUAAUAAAUGAAAGGAAGAUUUCUAAAACUUGAAAGAGAAAAUAUAAACUGAAACCUUCCAGAAUCUGUUGUUGCUGUGCUGAGUGUGUUGCAGGUGGGAACAAGAGAAGGCUGUGAAUAGCCAAGUGUGGACAGGGCAGUGACCAGUCUGUGGGCAAUUCAUCCUGUGCUUGGAUGUGGUCACUCCUCAUCUGGGUCAUCUUACCUGCUUUAUAUCUUUGUACAUUUAGAGGAAUCUUGUCCCACCAGAACCUGUGAUCACAAGGACUCAGACAUUGAAAAGGCUUUGUCCUUUCUCCAAGAUCAUGGGCAACAGGAGAAUUCUGAGGCUGUACAAGCCUAGGCUCUGGCCUGAGUCCAAACUUCAGUCCAUAUCCUUUUUAGUUUCUUAAUUCAUUUAUAGAACAUAUCUGUUCUUAUUCUUGUAUAUGAGUUCUGGCCUCAUCCUCCUCUCUGUGUCUCUGUCUCUGACAGCAGCAGGAACUAUUUUCCUGUCAUCGUCACACAAUGCCUAGGCUAGUCCCGGCACACAGGGUUCUCUGUGGUAUCCAGCAAUUAAUUUUCAGACAUGUCCAGCUCUUGUCCUCAUGCUAAGGUUAUUUCUUGGAUUGUAUUUUUAAGCAUUUCUCCAAUAUAUUUGGUACCAAGGAUUGAACCCAGGAGUGCUUAAUCCCUGAGUUACAUCCCUAGCCCUUUUUAUUUUUUAUUUUAAGACAGGGUCUCCCUAAGUUGCUUAGGGCUUUGCUGAGUUACUGAGGCUGCUCUCAAAUUUAUGAUCCUCCCACUUCAGGCUCCCAAGUCGCUUGGAUUACAGGCAUGCACCAUCAAGCCCAGCUUCUCCAAUAUUUUUAAAGGAACCAGAUUUAGAGAAUAGUGGAGAGGAAGGAUCCCAUGAUUUCUAAUAUUAGAUAAAUUCCUGUUAGGUUUUUGUCUCCUCUACUCACUUAUGUCCUCUCCCUGCCCUUAGCUCUAUGAAUCCUAGCUCUGGCUCAAAUUAAUACUCCUGGAUUUAUAUAGUAGAGUCUAAUAUAGAUUUUUAUUUGCUUGGCAAAUAGGAACCAUAAGUCAGGUCAGAGAGUGCAGAACUUCUAAGUCCAAGUGACCAUGACCUGAGUGUGAAAGGACUUUGUGCUGCAGAUGCUACAGAGCAUCAUUUGUCCUGCAUUUACAUUAAUAAAGGUAGUGUCUCUAGCUUUCUCUGGGACAGUCGUGCAGGCAGCGGCUACAAGAAGCUAGACACCAAGCAUCAUGUAUUACAAAUUUAGUGGAUUCACACAGAAAUUAACUGGAGCAUGGGCUCUGGAAGCCUAUAGCCCACAAGGAUUAAGGCCAGUGGUUUCCACAGAAGCACCACCUAUCAUAUUUGCCACACCGACUAAACUGACCUCUAGUCCCACUGGUUAUGAUUAUGCGAAGAAGAACAAGGUUCCAGAGCUACAGAAGUUUUUCCAGAAAUCUGAUGGUGUGCCCAUCCACCUGAAACUAGGCCUUCCUGACCAAAUGCUGUACCAGACCACCAUGGGCCUGACUGUGGGAGGGACCAUCUACUGCCUGAUUGCCCUCUAUAUGGCUUCACAGCCCAAAAAACAAAGAAGUUAGGCUACAGAUGAUUGUUUUUUUGUUUUUGGGGUUUUUUUUUGUUUUGUUUUGUUUUGGCAUAAACCCUUUGAAAUUUCAUUGUUGGGCUGGGGAUGUGGCUCAAGCAGUAGCGCACUCGCCUGGCAUGCGUGCAGCCUGGGUUCGAUCCUCAGCACCACAUACCAACAAAGAUGUUGUGUCCGCCGAUAACUAAAAAAAUAAAAUAAAUAUUAAAAUUC